Molecule: messenger RNA, 1892 nt
Organism: Manis javanica (Malayan pangolin)
Lineage: Eukaryota; Metazoa; Chordata; Mammalia; Pholidota; Manidae
Gene: TAPBP
Product: TAP binding protein
Biological process (GO): antigen processing and presentation of endogenous peptide antigen via MHC class I
Cellular component (GO): membrane
Source: RefSeq, a predicted model, not a curated record
CCUCACCUAACCAGAGCGGGGAUUUUCUUGGCCCCUCCUGCUGGCUUUUCAAGGAAAGUGAAAGUGAAAGGGGGAAGAGAAGGCUUCGGGGCUGAGGAAAUAACGGCGCCAUGAAGCCCCAGUCCUUGCUUCUCGCUAUGACUUUGGGCCUGUCGGUCACCGUCUCAGCGGGCCCCACAGUGAUAGAGUGCUGGUUGGUGGAGGAUGUGGGCCAGGGCCGCCUGGCCAAGAGACCCGCUGCACUGCUGCUGCGCCAGGGCCCGGGGAGCCCACCUCCUCGGCCGGACUUAGAUCCCGAACUCUACCUCAAAGUGCAUGAUGGUGCGGGAUCCCUCCAGGCGGCCUUCAGGCGGUAUCCCCCGGACGUCUCUGUGCCACACUGCGAGAUGAGCCACUACGUCCCGCUCCCCGCCUCCGCGAAUUGGGCCAGCGGCCUGACCCCGGAGCAGAGCUGCCCACGGGCCCUGGACGGGACUUGGUUCAUGGUCAGCAUGUCCAGCCCAGUCCUCAGCCUCUCCAGCCUCCUGCAGAUACAGCCGAAGCCUCAGCCCGAGCCUGCUUUCAUCACCAUGGCAACAGUUGUUUUGACUGUCCUCACCCAUACCCACACUCCUCGAAUUCAACUAGGACAAGAUGCGCUACUGGACUUGAGCUUUGCCUACAUGCCUCCCACCUCCAAGGCCACAUCUCUGGCCCCAGGUCCCCCUCCCUUUGGGCUGGAGUGGCGACGCCAGUACCUGGGUAAGGGGCACCUGCUCCUGGCUGCAACUCCUGGGCUGAGUGGGCAAAUGCCAACUGCCCGAGAGGGGGCAGUGGCAUUUGCUGCUUGGGAUGAUGAUGAACCGUGGGGUCCGUGGACCGGAAAUGGGACCCUCUGGCUGCCUGCAGUGAGGCCUUUCCAAGAGGGCGUCUAUCUGGCCACUAUACACCUGCCAUACCUGCAAGGGCAGGCCACUGUGAAACUUGCUGUGCAGAAGUCCCCCAAAGUGUCCUUGAUGCCAGCACCCCUUGUAUGGGCUGCCCCUGGGGAGGCACCCCCAGAGUUGCUGUGCCUGGUGUCCCACUUCUACCCCUCUGAGGGCUUGGAGGUGGAGUGGGAGCUCUGGGGUGGCCCUGAGGGCAGCUUUCAGAAGGCCGAGGGGCAGAGGUGGCUCUCCUCCUUGCGUCACCACUCUGAUGGCUCUGUCAGCAUCUCAGGGCACCUGCAGCCACUCCCUGUCACCGCCAAGCAUCAUGGGAUGCGCUACGCCUGUCGUGUCCACCACCCCAGCCUGCCCGCCUCAGGGCGCAGCGCCAAAGUCACCCUAGAGCUGGCAGGUCUUUCUGGACCCUCUCUGGAGGAUGGUGUUAGCAUCUUCCUGUCUGCCUUUUUCCUCCUUGGGUUCAUCAAGAUGUUGGGCUGGGUCGUUGCCUACCAGUCCACUUCCAAGGAUUCAAAGGAGAAGGAAACACAGUGAGGACACCCACCACCAUCAUGGGGAAGCCACUGUCAUCUCAGAUCUAAGCUACUGUAGUAGCUCCCCCAAACACCACUGUCAUCAUCUGCUCCUGUUCCCUUCAAUCUCAAUCUCUCUCCACUGAGUGAUUGGAAUGUUUUUUUAAAACACAAAUCUAUUGCUUUCACCUUCUCAGAGCUGUAGGGUAGUGGUUCUCAAAAAUUUUGGUCUCAGGACCUCUUAAAAAUUGUCAGGGACUCUAGAGAACUUUUGCUUAUGUGGGUUAUGAACUGUACAUAUUUAUUAUACUCUUACUUAAAACUGAGAAAAAUUUAAACGACAAGCAUACACAAAACAUAGAUCCCAUUAGCUGUGAUGACAAUGUCAAUACACUUCAUGAAGCUUCUGGAAAACGCCACUAUACAUUUUUUAGAGAAUGAGCAUGAAAAAGUCAAA